Molecule: messenger RNA, 4499 nt
Organism: Nilaparvata lugens (brown planthopper)
Lineage: Eukaryota; Metazoa; Arthropoda; Insecta; Hemiptera; Delphacidae
Product: transmembrane protein 120 homolog
Exons: 7
Coding region: 344-1417 (357 amino acids)
Cellular component (GO): membrane
Source: RefSeq, a predicted model, not a curated record
GGAUGGGAUGGUGGAGUGGAAGGGCAUCAGUUAUCAUCUUAGUUGUUCUUGUUGGUUAUGUCGUUGUAAUCUUCCAAAUUUAGUUUAAAAUGAAAUUGUCAUAGUUUAAAAUUAUUUUAAAUCCCUUCCAGUUAUCUCCAACAUGUAAAACAUCCCACAUCCAGUUGUAAACUGGCUAAUUGUCGUCUUGAGUGUUAUUUUGUGUGGAUUUUUUUUGUCUUACCUUAGUUGUGAGAUUUGCAUAUCACCUUUGACCUAUUAUUAUAAGGCCAAUUCGAAGGUAAUCUAUGAUUCAAUGAAAGUUUUGUGAUCUACUGGACGCGCUUGUCAUUCAUUUGUCAAAAUGGACUAUACGGAUUUAAAUAGUUGUAUUGAAAACUAUAAUGACUUGUCAAAAGAGUUCAAGGAAUUGGAGAAUGCAAACAAGGAAUACCUUACUAAAUUAGAAGAACUAGGGGAGCUACAAUCAAAAUGCGUGAAAGAAAUCAGUCAUCAAAGGUAUCGGUUGGACAUCAUUUCCAAAUCAUUGAGAAAAUUCAGGUUGAAAAACGAGGAAAAAGCUGACGCCAAAAAACUUAGGGAUGACAUCGAGAAAAGGCACCACCAUCUUUGUGAGAUGGAACAUUGUCUACCAAAACCGAACGGCACAUAUUUGAAAAUAAUACUAGGCAAUGUGAACGUUUCAAUAUUAAACAAAAAUGACAAAUUCAAGUACAAAGAUGAGUAUGAGAAAUUCAAAGUCUACCUAUCUGUUAUUGGAUUCGCACUUUCUGUCAUCAACUUGAGCACAAAUUUCAGGGUGCUGGAGCUGUUGUUCAUGUUCCUGCUGGUGUGGUACUACUGCACGCUGACGAUCAGGGAGAGCAUCCUGAAGGUGAACGGCUCCAAGAUCAAGGGCUGGUGGCGCGCGCACCACUUCAUUUCCACCGUGGUGAGCGGCGUCCUCCUCAUCUGGCCCACCUCCACCACCUGGUACCACUUCCGGCCGCAGUUCAUGGUCUUCAAUGUCUACAUCAGUUUUGUGCAGUUCCUGCAGUUCAAAUACCAACAAGGCGUGCUGUACCGUCUGAAGGCGCUGGGCGAGCGGCACAACAUGGACAUCACCAUAGAGGGCUUCCACUCGUGGAUGUGGCGGGGCCUCUCCUUCCUGCUGCCCUUCCUCUACGCCGGCUACCUGUUCCAGCUCUACAACGCCUACACGCUCUACACCCUCGUCAACCACCCCGACACCAGUUGGCAGAUACCUGUGCUGGCUGCACUCUUUUUCACACUCUUUCUCGGUAACACAGUGACAACAUCGAUCGUGAUACGACAAAAGUUUCACGAGAAGUACGGAGCUUACAUCUACGACUACACGACCAGCAGUAGUCACAAACGACACAAGAGCGACGAAGCCAACCAACACAAAUCUGACUGACUCCAUCAUUUUUAUACAUCAAUCAUUAUAUUUAUAAUAACUAUAAAUUAAAAUCUGGGCUGGUCUUUUUGGCAUAAAUUUACUCAUUCAACUAGGUAAAUGGUGUUGUAAAUAAAUAUUUCUUAUUUAUUCUAUUGUUAAGUGUGUUUGUGAGAAGUAUGAUAUGAGAGAGUGAAUGGGUGAAAUUGUGUAUUUAAGAUACAAACUGUUGGGGGAACUAGAUGGGGAUUUAGUUUUUCGAGAUGUUUUGAUAUUUUUCUAAAAAUCAUGUUUCAAAGCAGUUUAUUUCUGCAGUUAUUCAAGGUACAAACUGUUGGGUAACUAGAUGGGGAUUUAGUUUUUCGAGAUGUUUUGAUAUUUUUCUAAAAAUCUUGUUUCGAAGCAGUUUCCAUCAUAUACACGUCAUUGAAAGGAAUUGGAGAGGAAAAACCAGGCAAACCGUGAGAUAUUUCUCUCCCGAAUCCAGAGAAAUAAACCGAUGGAAAUUAUUGAUUGAAAAAAAUGAUUUUUUUAUAUUACUGAUGAAAUCAGUAUCAUAUAUUGUUGUUGGUGAGAUUUGGUGAUAUUUAUUCGCAAUGAAACCCUGGGAUACUGUUUAGAAAUAUCAAGAAUUUAUUGCAAAAUUACAUAAAUGUUUCAACACUAAUUGUGUAAUCUUCAGUGUUACUACUACUCUUAAGAUGACACCAUUGGUGUUGGAACAUUUUCUCAAUUAUUAUUCAAUAAGUUCGUUAUAUUUCUAGACAACAUCCCAGUGUUUCAAUAAAUCAAUAUCAUUAUGUUUUCAUUCUAUUUUCACUAUAAAAUCAUAUAAGGACCAUACUAAUUCAUAUAAAAUAAGGUACAGCAAUUCCUAAAAAUUUUCAUGAGUAAUAUUUCUGCAUAUGUCUGUAUAUGUCAGCUAUCCAUCUCCCGAAUCUAAAUAAACCAAUAUAAAUUACUGAUGAAAUUAUCAAUAUUAUUAUGGUACCUAUUUUUUGGUCAUUUUAUCACUAUAAAAUCAUUUUAUUGUUAUGGUGACGGUGAUUGUAAUUCUAAAUUCAUCUAUAAAUUAUGAAGACUUUCAUAAUAAUUUUACAAUAGAAACAAAACAUUUAAUACAAAAAUACCAAAGCUGGGGAACCAUCAAUUAUAUAGUAAUUUCAGACAUGAGUAAGAGAUGGAUAAAAUGUUAUGGUCAUACCAAGAGGCUUACUGAUUUUGGAAUUACAAAGCAUAUAUGUAGUUCCUCAUUCCAAUUGAGAAAAUGGAUUGAAAACUAUUUUCUUUGAAGAUUGCUGAUGAUUAAAUUUACAAUCAUACAACUAUUUUGAAGAAAAAAAUCAUUGGGAAGCUAUUCCUGAGGUAAAAAAUUGAACUAAGGAAGGAAAGGUGAAUGAAGCAUUUCAAAAAUCAUAUGACAAAAAACACUCCAUCAAUUUAAAAUAUCAAUAAUUAUUCAUGUUUCAUUAUCAUGAUUGUAUUAUCAUUAUCAUAAUGAUUAGAAAUAAGUGUAAUCAUUCUCUUCCACUCCGGGUGUUCUACAGCCAAUAAGAAUAAUAAUAAUACUGAGGGUGAUGCCCACAUGAACUCUUAGGCUUGUGCGUGGGUAGUGAGUGAGAGGGAUGAUGAUGAGAGAUGACGGCUACUUUUUUGAUAGUCGAUACCGACGGAUUAUCAUCUCCUCCGAAAGACGGGAAAGAAUGCUAAUAGAUAAUUAUAUGCACCGUACUUAUAGAUAUGAUAAUUUAUGAGAAAAAGAUAAUCUAGAAGAGACAAGUUCAUAUAUCUUGUUUAAAAUCAAUACUUCAACAUGACUGUUCAAAUAAUUGUAGUAUUUUGAAGUUUUGCAUUGGAUAUUAAUUUCACGGCAGACUGAGGAAAAAUGUUUCCCCUGGUGUUCGAAUUUUACAACGCACACAGACGCUGGUCUGUCUUUCGUCGGCAUGCAUACGUUUAAUCAUUUUUUUCUACGUCUGUCUGUUGUGUGCGUUUUCCUUUUAUUAUACUCACUGUUAUAUUAAUUUAUAAAAGUGGAGUUAAAGCAAUGAUACUGGUGCCUUAAAAGUUAAGUACAAAGUACUUAGUACUUAGACUCGAAACCUAGUGAAGUACUUAACCAAAGUACACUGUCAGAGGGCAUUUUGCUAGUUUAUGGUAACCAAAAAUAUCCCUCAUCCAAAGUAGCUCCUUAAUAAGAAACUAAUAAUUUAAUCAAAAUUAAUUGAGGUUGUUAAGCUCUGUUUAAGCUAUAAUUUAGUUGUAGGCUAUGAUGUGGUGUUAUGGUUGUUAGUAGUUUUGAUAAUUUAUUGUCAUUUAAUAUGAAAAUUUGUAUAUAUUCCCAGGAUUAAAAAUAUUAUCAAGGUCUACCAUUUAAACAGAGCUAACUAUUAUGUACAGAGGUGCAGAAAUUCCUAAAAAUUAGACUUCUCUUUUGGUUAUUAUUAAUGCGUGGAGAAAAACGGAAGAUAUUACAUCCUAACAACCAUUUUAUUCCAUGAUAUAGGUACCUGCUAAUUUUUGGUACGUUCCUAACCACCGAUAAUUAAAAAAUAUGUUAUUUUAUUAACCCAUUCAUCACAUAUUUAUUUUAUCAAUAAUAUUUUCACAUGAGGUUCAAAUUCAAUUGUCAACCUGAAUCUCUUCUAGAUAUUAUAUCUACUCCAAACUAUAUUUGCAUUUUUAUAAUAAUAAUUAUUAUUAUAUUUAUUUAUUUCUAUAAUGAUAAUUCACAUUCUAUAAUUAAAGAUUAUUUAUAAAAUAAUAAAUAACAGCGCUACAAAUAAAAUAAAAAUUAAGUUUUAAUAAUCUAUUAAUUUCUUUGAAUCAUUUAAAUUAUUAUCAUUCGCAAGUUAAUUUUGUUCUUGUAAUAUUUAUUUUCCAAAGAAAGUAUGAGUGUUUGAAUGUGUGUAUUGAGUCUCAGUGUUGAUAGAAGAUUGGACGAUUCUUUAUUGACUCUUUUUGUAUCAUUUAUUUGACAUUUAUCAGUAAAAUUUCUAUCAAAUCAAAUUAUUCUACAUCGAAUUUGUCUAUUUUUAAAAUAGUUUGUAACUAAUGAAUAUUUGUGUCUAUAUUUUGACUCAUAAAGGUAAUGUUAAAUAAG